UUCUUUCAGCUCGAAUUCACUCCAAUAAAUUCACGGGGCGCGUAUCGGUUUGGAUCUGUGAACCCACGGUAUUUUAAUAGGUUUGCAAGUGACGACUCAUUUAAGAAAAUUGUGACCAAAACGGCCGACGAACUCGCUAACGGGAUCAAAAAGAGUUUGGAGGAACUUGAAGUGGAUCAUGACCCUUCCCAUGCAGAACAACGGCCGCAUACAAACGUUGAGCUUUCUCAGUCUUUAACUCCUCUCUUCUGUGACGUUACUUCACAAUCAAGCAAGCGAUCGGGACACAAUAGGGAGGAAGGAAGUUAUAGGAAAAGUAUACAGAAGAGGUGCAACGAAUGUCAACUAGAUAGUAAGUAAGAUUUAAUAAUAACAGGCAUGUUAUCAAAUGUUACCUGCUUUGGAUCGAGAAAGAAUAAUAAGUGAAGCAUUUGUAUCAAGAAUUUCUGGCUACCUGAUAGACUGUAAACCAUGCAAUCCUGAUUUUCAUUGUAAGCUCAAUAGAGUUAACUGAUGAAUGUGGUCAAAAUAGGAUGCAUAUAGCUUUUUUAUGUGAGACUUACAUGCGGUUGAAAAAUCUGCAACCGCUUACCAUUCACAAAAAGGCCUGUAAAAUCAAUAUCAUACCAGAGUAAUACCAUGCACAUCAUCAGAUUAAAAUAGGGUAAAGUCUUAAAUUUUUCGCUCGAAGGUUUACAUAGACAGGUAUUUGUUCUUUGAGUUAUUUUUCCUUUUUUUUUUUUUAAGUGCUGAUGUUGCCAUUUUUGUUGGAUUAUUGCUAUCAUUAUCUUUAUUAAUAUUAUUAUCAUCAUUAUUUAUUAUUACUCUUAUUAUUGUUAUCUUUGAUACAACCACUAUCAUUAUUAUUAUUAUUAUUAUUAUUAUCAUUAGUGGAAGUGGUAGCAUCGUUGUAACAUAAUGAUCAAUAGUAUUAUCAUUGUCGUUCUUUUUUAUUUCCAGAUAAGGUACAUUUAAUUUCCACCGACAAUUUAAUCCUCCCUCCAAAGAAAAGACAGAUAAGAGAAGUAGACACCGCCUUCCUUGAGCAGUUGAUUAAAAACAUGAGUGAGCAACCCUCUGGGAAUUAUGAAGCGCUGUUUGUCUUGGAAAAAGGAAUUACCAAGAAAGACCAGUUUGAGUUGGAAAAGAUAGAUGAAUAUAAAUAUGAAGUUCUCGGUGGAACUCAUGUUGUCUUGGCUACGAAACAUCUUCGUGAGAAAUUUCCUCACGACGCCAACUACAGCGGAAGGGUGGCCAGGAUAUAUGUUGGGCUCAAUGAUGAAGAAGCCUUGUGGUUAGGAGCCAUGCACAAUCAAACUGGGGCAUUUCGUCACGAGCUCACGUACAGGAAUGAGGUAAGGUCAAAAUUUGUCUAUUGUGAAAUGUGCCAAAUGUUGAAAACAAUUCUUAGUUUGUUUUAUGAAUUUUUAGAUUUUUUUUUUCAAAUUACUAUAAUUAUUAUCAAUCAUUAUAAAUAUAUAAAUUGAAUUUCUAGCUCUGACGAAGGGCUAACGCUUGAUACAUCAGCUUGGAACUCUUUACGGUGACCAAUUUACGUUAUCAACUCAGUUGAUAAUACCAAUAGCCUUGUCAUACUCUCCUUUCGACGUAUCACCGUAGUUUCUUAAGAAAUUAACCCCUUUAAUUAUAAGUUUAGUCUGUUCUGUUUAUAUCUUUGCUUUCAAAACUUUAUGUAGUUUGGAUUAUUAACAAAUGUGUCACUAAAAAUGUUUUCCAUUCCAAUAUUCAAGGUUGAGAUUUGUCGCACCCAAUUAUUCCUGCCAGCGGAAGACUAUUCAGGUGAUCCACCAACCCCUCCUGAAGCGUGGAGAGAGAAGUGUUCGAGUCUGCUUAAAAAAUCGGUAAGAUUGUGAAAAUAUAUACUUGUUACCUUCACAAGUAAUCCACCGACUUGCAGGUGUUAUUACUUGACACUUAAAUUUCCUCUCAGUGAAUGCACAGCAGGCAGCAAACUCUUAAUAAAAGCAUACGAGCGUGUUUCCUUGUAUAUGAUCAGUAGCACAGUUCUGAUGUACAAAAGCGUAACAUUGGGGUAAAAUUGAAAAAUUUAUUUAAGAACCAAUUCUUAUUAGAAUUAAGUCAGAAAGUGAAGGAAAUUGGUUCCUAUCUUGAAAUUAUGUCAUUUCGGUCGAUUCGGACGCAUUUCAAGCAAAUUUUCUAUUACCCAUGAUGCAAUGAGGGAAAUCUACAUGUACUUUUGAGAUGCAUCAAAGAAUGUUGAGCGUGAUGGUUAAGGAAAAGUGUUGUGUUAAGUCGCCAAGACAAUUUCUCUAAUGAUUGUAGAUAUGUGAAAAUCAGAUACGUGCACUGCGGUGAAGAAACGAAUAUAAGAGAUCCUCGCAGCUAUGAACACUGCUGAACUAGUAGUUGAAAUAAGGCCUGCCCGUACGGGAUUUGAACCCAUGACCUCUGCGAGAUAUUGCUAUGACUGUUGAUGCAAACUAAUCUGACAUUAAUGUGUGUUGCCUUGUAGAAAAGAAAUCUAAGUGAGAUCUUUACCAUGGCACAGCUGUCAGGAGAGGGCUGGACUCACUUUAGGAAUUUAAACGAUUUGCAUGAAAAUGCCCAAUUAAAAGGACAGAAAGCUAAAGCCUCGGACAUAGUUAAGAAAGGGAAACCUGUGCUCAGGCAGUGGCAGUUAAAACCCCUCUGCAAGUUGUCCGUAAAAGACCAAACGUUUCUUCUAAAAAAGGUGAGAUAUGUGCGACAUUGUCCUAUAAAUCAUUAUCAAGUGUAUCCUGUCUUCAAAUUUGUAUGAGAUGAUUUAUUAAUUCAAUUGUUCAAUUUUCUUAUCGUCAUGAUCAUCACGAUCAUCAUCAGGAGUGUAUCUACCUGGAUUUUUCUUUUCUCUUUUGAGCCCUGUGGUUGAGGAGAGGUUUCAUACUUUCAGAAAAAUAGUGAACAUUUGAAAGCUGAUUAUCUCCGCUUGUUUUUAUUCAUCGUUUUUAGGUGGCAACUUGCGAGUUAAGCUUGGAAGAAAUGAAAUUUGCUGCCUCCGAAGUAAAAUCUCUAAGACCUGUCCAGGAGGCCGUUGUUAAAUUCUUCAAGGUCAGCACGUGGGAAGAGGCUAUUGAAGAAUUUAAAAGCGCCGUAUCAUCUGAAAAGUUGUUGCAGUUUGCUGUAAGUUGACAUGUAAUAGUACGUACCUCAGUGACUCAGUGACUUAUUUGACUGACAAUUUUUCUGUUUACUCUGUAAUUAAAUUAUGUCAUAUUGCCCUUCUGUGGCGAUUUCCCUUUUGAAGUUAAAUAUUUCAACUUCCCCAUAAAAUUUCCUUCAUUUCUAGAUGUUAUGAAUUCCAUCGCCUGAGGAAAAAAACCUUCGUUUCGAUAAUUCAGUUUUAGAAUCCAUGCAUGGAGCAAAUCCUCGUUGAUAUACUGAGUUAUUCGUUCACUAUCUGUAGGGAAAAGACUUUGAACAGACUCACGAAUUCCAAAAAUACUUGCAACGUUUAAAAAGAAUACGAACAGGAGAGGUCAUUGAGACGGCCGACCUCAUAGAGGGAAAAAUGGGAGCAUUUGGGCUCGUAGUAUUUAGCAACAGCCUGUUAGACGUACAACAAAGCGAUCUGGCAAAGUUGCCACAUUACGAGGGAGCGUUUUUAACCAUAGGUGAAGCAGGGGAGCAGUGCGAGGUAAGAUAAAAAUCUAGGUGAGACUCUCCCGCUACCGUUCGACUAUCGAGUGACUUGGAAAGAAAUGAAUUAAGUGACGAGGCAUUGUUAUUUUAAUUGCCCUUGUUAGCAUAAGACGUUAUGUUUCUUGUCGCCUUCUGUUGUUUUAAUUUUCCGAAAAGUUUCAUUUUAACCGGGAAAUGUUAUAAGAUAAGUUAAAUGAACUUAAUAUGAACAUUUACUUCAUUUUUAUGAUAAAAAAUCAUGUUACGUUCCAGUUAGGCUGAGAACGGCACGGAAAAAUCGCCUUUAACGAAUACAUGCAGGAUUUUACUACAAUCCUAAUCAAAUCCUGUUUUUUGUGGAUAACUUUUAGUUGUUUGCAUUUACUUAUUACGACUCAUAUUUUUCUCUUCACAGAAUGCUGAUGAUGUAAUUAGUACUGUUUCCCGCAUUAAUUUCUGUAAGCUUACAUCCUUUAACAUUGUUUUAUUUACAAUGGUUGAAGGUGUAAAAAAUCUUAAAGAAAAAAUGCUAAAAGAGGGCGCUACUCUGGCACAGCAUGGCUACUUUUACGUCCAAAAUAAACCUCCAACUACAGCACAAGGUAAGAUACUUCUAGAAUUAAACAACUGUCCUCAGAAGAAAGUUUUAAAAACCUCAUAGUCAACAGAAUUGAAUUAUUUGAUGUACUUGUAGAGUUAACAAAAAUAUAUAUCAUGAUUCUAUAAUCUGAACUUGUUUUAAACUUUCUCCUUGAGAGCGUAUUACAUGCACAAUUUAUAGUAAGGUUUGGUGAAUUAAAACGUUCCAGCAGUGUCGAAAGAAAUUAGUAAGUGUAUAAUACGCAUAUAUCAUAUUGUUGAUACUCAUUUUAAUUUUUUUUUAGGUCCGUAUUUACAGGAAGCCUUGGAAACCUUUGUAGUUGGACACUGGUCUGUCUCAAGGCAAAUAACCUCGAGACAUUUGUCCGCCAGUGAAGAAAAUUUGAUUUUCCUGAAUUCAUUCCCAGCACAAGGCUACACAUGGCUUGUAGAAAACCUCUCCAGAGAAGGGGACGUGGUUAUAGAUGCUGGAACCCCCAAUGGCUAUGCAAUGGUGGCUGCGUUGAGGAAAGGGCGAAGCGCAGUUAGGAUAGACAGUACCGCUUUGCCUUCCGAACAGGCAGCGAUAGAGACUAAAAUUUGUAGUCUUGUAUCUUCCUAG
Pocillopora meandrina is the source of this 4840-nucleotide messenger RNA. The record is from the annotation of a GenBank genome assembly. Lineage: Eukaryota; Metazoa; Cnidaria; Anthozoa; Scleractinia; Pocilloporidae.